Messenger RNA from Cryptococcus wingfieldii CBS 7118, 3201 nucleotides. RefSeq lists its product as hypothetical. Lineage: Eukaryota; Fungi; Basidiomycota; Tremellomycetes; Tremellales; Cryptococcaceae. The transcript has 5 exons. The record is from RefSeq and is a predicted model, not a curated record. Bases 1 to 3201 code for a protein of 1066 amino acids. Gene Ontology annotation, molecular function: protein binding.
AUGGCGCCCCUCACCGUCUGGGCCAUCCACACCUUCAUCGCAGAGCAUGGCGACGAGCUCGACUUUAAGGCGGGCGAGGAGAUUCAAGUCAUAGAAAAAGACGAUGCUUUCGGAGAUGGAUGGUGGAGAGGACGCAACAUCAAAGGCGAAGAAGGUCUUUUUCCUGCAACCUACAUCUCUCAGGACCUGCCGGCACAUGCGGAGGCGGAAGCUAUCACCGAGAAGGAGGACAUACCAGUCGAAAAGGAAACCGGAUAUCUGGUGAAUGGAGCAACAAACGGCACAGCUGCAUCCUCCGAGACGCCCACCCCCACGCCUCCUGCUCCUGCUCCCGCAACAGCAUCUGUAAACGCCCUCAAUGCUACCGCUCCUGGCGCGUACCCCUCGGAUAACAAUGUCGCCGCAUCAAAAUCUUUGGCCCCGUCGGAAAGUCCCAACGGCACGAGUACAGUCGACGGGCCGAUCCUCGAUUCCGCUUCAACAGCUGUGGGUGCGGCGGCUGGUGUCGCCGGUGCCGCAGCUGCGAGCGUCGGAACGGUCAUGAACAGGACUAUUGGUGAUAUCCAAGACGCUAUCGAGUCCAUCGCCGCUCCCGCCGAGUCGGAAGACGGGGACGACCACUCUGAGCUCGGUAUCGGUCAGGAUGCACGCGCCAAGCUUGUCGAGCAGGCCCGCUUGGCCAACGAAAAGAGGGAGAGGGAUGAUGGCGGUUUCAUCUACUCUGAUGAGAGCGACGACGAAGAGGACGAGUAUAUUCGCAGAAGGAGUUUGCCCUUGGCGACCAAGAGCAGGACGAGCCUGGGGACGGCCGACUCGCCGUUCGGGAACGGGUCAAUGGCCACAGCUCAAAAGGAAGUCCAAGCAGAGCCUGUGGCGAGAGCGCCUUCUCCUGUGAAGACUCCUGCUGCCGCGGUGCCCAUCCCUACUUCUGCUCCAGUACCAAGGGCAACACCUCCCCCCUCCAACCACAUCAUCGCUCCCGAACCUACCCACAACUCUAUCCCCCAGGCUGCCGAGCCCGAGACUUCCAAGUCGGCUGUCACCCCCAGACUCGAAACUCCCGGAACCCUCGAGCCUGCGUUCUUCCCCACCACGCCUUCUGUAUCCCAGACUCCCGUCGCUCGAGGCCAGACCCAGUCUCCCGCGAACGGGGCGGGCGGUUUAACUUCAAGCAAUGUGUCCCACAAGUCUGGCAACAUCCCUGCCAAGCCACCUACGACUUGGACUGUCGACGAUGUUGUUGCCUGGGCGCAAGCAAAAGGUUUUGAUGAGGGAAUCGUCGACAAGUUUAAAGAACACGAGAUUUCUGGAGACAUUCUCCUCGAGCUCGAUGUCAACCUUCUUAAAGAGCUCGAUAUACCCGCGUUCGGAAAGCGCAUGCGCAUCGCAGCCGCCAUCUCUGAACUUCGCCGACCUUCCUCUACCGUCUCCUCCCACUCUCAGCAACUCUCUCCUUCAGGUCUUCCCGGCCAAGGUGGCUACGGCGGCUCUUCUCGAGGUAUGAGCGCUCCACCUUCCAGCCUCGGGUACCAGGGCUACCCCAGCACCCCACCUUUGUCGACUCCGCCUUUGAGCGCAAGUUCGGGCGCUGGCGAGGAAGGUGUUGCGUAUGGCGCUUGGGCGCAUGGACGAAAGAGCAGUGGACACCAUGCCUCGGUGCCCGUCAUGGAGAGCAUCAAUGAGCACGGGGGACAGCAGGCCCAAAAGCAGGUUCAAUCUCCCAAAGAGCCCGAGCCCAAGCGCGUUAGCCAGCCUGCUUCCACUGCACCCUCAACUUAUCAGGCAGCUUCCUCCCUCCCUGCCUCUCCCACCACUCCCGCUACCCCUGCCACUGCCAACUCUACCAACACGACUUCCACCCUCAACAAACGCGAGUCCACCGGCAGCAUGUCGCACAAGCGCGGUAAGCCGAGUCUGGGCGGUGAAGGCAAAGACAGGCUCUCCUUCUUUGGCAGAAAGAAGCCCGCUCCUGCCGGGUCGCCGACGGCAGAGGGCAAUAGGAGCGUUUCUAGGUUGGGCUUUGGUGGAGGCAACAAGGCCCAUCAGGUGACUCCUGCCGUUCCUGCGAAGCGUGUCUCUGGACCUUCCAACCUGGGCGGAUCUGCCGAGGGUGGUGCCGUGCCUGGCGGCUCUGCCUUGCAAAAGAUUGGCAACCCCGACUACUCUGGCUAUAUGAAAAAGAAGGGCGAGCGCUAUGGUGGUUGGAAGAGUCGAUACAUUGUGCUCAAGGGACCUACCCUGUACGUCCUCAAGAGUGAGCACGCCGACAGUCUCAAGGACAAGAUCAAUCUUCACAACCACCGUGUCGUGGCCGAUGCCUCCGCCCCUUCGGGAUCGUACGGUCUCCGCCUCGCCCCCAAUACGUCGGGCGAGCCUGCCCACUUCUUCUCCGCCAACGAGCAGACGACUGUCAGGGGUUGGAUGAAGGCGCUCCUUAAAGCUACCAUUGAAAGGGAUUACACAAAGCCAGUGACAAGUAGUUGUAACAUUCCGACCAUUCCUCUGGCCGAGGCGCAGGCGAUGGCUCCCAGACCGCCCAGUCCCGCUACCAGGGCGGCUACGCAGAGGGCCACCAGGAGAGAUAACCCCAACCAGUUGACGCCGCAUGACGCGACCAUCCUCACGAGCUUGGAUACAUCUUCUGGACAGAAGAGGCGUUCUCAACUCUCAGCAGGUGCCCCGAGCCCUGGCAGACCUGAUCGAGACUCAAGACGGCCCUCUAGCCACGUCAGUCAGACUACACAAAAUACCCAGAGAGCCUCGACUCUCGGUGCAGGUGAAGCUUUGGGAGCGGUCACAAGCCGAGGAAGUGGCAAGGCUUUGAGUGGCAUCUCGUUCAACCCUGUAGAUGCUUCGGAAGCUCCUCAGCUCGUCCAAUGGGUUAACGAGCAUCUCCCGGAGAUCUACCCUCGGGUGACUUCCUUCCCCCAAGCCUUUGCUUCAGGCGAAGUCAUCUUCCUUCUUGUCAAAUCCCUCUCCAAUGUCGAACCUUCCCCGCCCGUCGGGCCUGAAGCGUUCCAGCCUGACCCUAACGGACAGCCAGGGAUCGAGGGACUGUUUGCGAUGAUGGACAUGUUGGUGGACAGUGGUGUCGGAAUUGAAGGGGUUAGCAUCAAUGAUGUGAGGACGGCAGACGAGGCGGGAGUACUGCGGUUGUUGAAGGAUGUGAAGAGCUGGCACGAGAAUGGACAAAAGGCUUGA